AAACAAAGAACUUUGAUAAACUUUUUUGUGAAUUCUCCGUAUGGAACAGUGUUCAUGGAGUCGAUAGAUGCUUCCUCAUUUGUUAAGACUGGAGAGAAGUUAUGUGAAUUGCUUGAUAGAUACGUGGAGCGCGUUGGAGAGCAGAAUGUGGUUCAGGUUAUAAGUGAUAAUGGCAGCAACUUUGUGUUGGCUGGUCAGCUCUUACAGAGAAAAAGAAGACACAUAUAUUGGACUCCGUGUGCAGCCCAUUGUAUAGAUCUUAUGUUAGAAGACAUCGGGAAGAUUCCAAACAUUAAGAAGACCCUUCAAAGAGCAAUCGCCCUUGUCGGUUUCAUUUAUGGGCACUCAGGAGUCUUAAAUAUGAUGAGAGAUUCCACAAAAAAUAAAGAGUUGGUGAAAUGUGGGAUUACUCGAUUUGCAACAAGUUUUCUGACUUUGCAACGGUCGCAUUGUCAAAAAACUAAUUUGCGAGCAAUGUUUACAUCUGACAAAUGGAUGAUUAGUAGAUGGUCUAAGUUACCAAAGGAAAAUCUGUAGCUCAUACCGUCUUGAUGACAACAUUCUGGAACCAGGUUGUGUAUAUUUUGAAAAUCAUUGGGCCUCCUGUUAAAGUGUUGCGAUUAGCUGAUAAUGAGAAAAAACCCGCAAUGGGGUACAUUUAUGAAGCCAUGGAUAGAGCUAAGGAGGCUAUUGCAAAGGCAUUUGAAGGGAAUAUUGCAAAGUACAAAGAUAUCUUUAAGAUUAUUGAUGAAAGAUGGCAAUGCCAAUUGCAUCAUCCAUUACAUGCAGCUGGACAUUAUCUAAAUCCAGAGUUCUUCUAUCAAAAUCCAGCUAUUGAAAAUUGUACAGAAGUAACAGAUGGGUUGUAUGCUUGUAUUGAAAAAUUGGUUCCAAGCACUGAAGUUCAAGACAAGAUUAUGACGGAGAUACCACUGUACACUAAAGCUGAACAACAAUUUGGCCUUCUGAUUGCAAAAAGAUCUAGAACAACAAGAUCUCCUGUUGAAUGGUGGAAUUUAUAUGGUAAUUCGGCUCCUCAUCUCCAAAAAUUAGCUAUUAGAAUUUUGGGUUUAACGGCUAGUGCUGCUGGAUGCGAGCGUAAUUGGAGCGUAUUUGAGCAUAUCCAUACCAAAAAAAGGAACAGACUGGAGCACCAAAGAUUGAAUGAUCUAGUGUAUGUGAAGUACAAUCGAGCUUCAAAAGCCCGUUAUGACUUGCGGAGUGUUAUUGAUCCAAUCUCUUUGGAUAACAUUGACCAUAGUAAUGAGUGGUUGGUUGGGAGGAUGGGCGUUAAUGUGGAAGCAGAAGAUGAGUUGGUAUUUGGUGAUGAUAGCUUGACUUGGGGUGAUGUUGCAAGAGCGUCGGGAAGUGCAGACGUCUUGACAUACACAAGGCGACAAAAGAGACAGGAGUUACGACAGCUAAUGCCUCAAGCUCCCGAGCUCCACAUGUUGAGUCUCUUGACAUAG
Molecule: messenger RNA, 1469 nt
Organism: Lycium ferocissimum
Lineage: Eukaryota; Viridiplantae; Streptophyta; Magnoliopsida; Solanales; Solanaceae
Exons: 4
Coding region: 552-1469 (305 amino acids)
Molecular function (GO): protein dimerization activity
Source: RefSeq, a predicted model, not a curated record